CAAAACACUUGGGAGGAAAAGAACCAAAGAUCGAAGAUCCAAGAUUUCACUUUUGUCGUAUUUUUGAUCACUAUUUAGUAUCCUUUCUACUCGGACUCCCUCUACCACAAGGAGAGUUAAAGGGAGAGACAGCCCAGCUUGAUCUUCAAGAUCAAGAGAGAGAUAAGGUUCGCGAGUGAAUUUUCUUACUUCUUUCUUCCCCUAAAAUCUUUGUAGGUGGGCUCUGUUUCAAUAUUCUUGAUUGAGGACUACGCCUCCAUAAAGCGAAAAGCAGCGGCGCUUGAAGAUCGUCCAAGAACAGUGUGUUUUCCUGAUUUCUUUUAUGCCAUUGGGUUGUAAUGGCAAACAAACCAGUGUCAGGGGACAAUCGGACUAGGAGUUCUGUGUCGAUAUUUAUUAUAGCUGGUCUUUGUUGUUUCUUCUAUUUACUGGGAGCAUGGCAAAGGAGUGGGUUCGGGAAGGGAGACAGCAUAGCUUUGGAGGUGACUAAGACCACGGAUGACUGCAAUGUCAUGCCAAAUCUCAAUUUCGAGAGCCAUCAUGGUGGUCCGCCCGGUGGUGUUGAUGAACCGGACUCAAAAGUGAAAGAAAUCGAGCCUUGUGAUGCUCGCUACACCGAUUACACCCCGUGCCAAGAUCAAAGCCGUGCCAUGACUUUCCCGAGAGAAAAUAUGAACUACCGAGAAAGGCAUUGCCCUCCUCAGGAAGAGAAGCUGCAUUGCCUUAUUCCAGCACCUAAAGGAUAUGUUACCCCGUUUUCGUGGCCAAAGAGUCGUGACUAUGUUCCUUAUGCUAAUGCGCCGUACAAGAGCUUGACGGUGGAGAAGGCCAUUCAAAACUGGAUUCAGUACGAGGGGGAUGUGUUUAGGUUCCCGGGAGGAGGGACUCAGUUUCCUCAAGGAGCAGAUAAAUAUAUCGAUCAGCUCGCUUCAGUGAUCCCGAUUGAUAAUGGGGUUGUCCGGACUGCAUUAGACACUGGUUGUGGGGUUGCAAGUUGGGGCGCUUAUCUCUGGAAGAAGAAUGUUAUAGCUAUGUCAUUUGCCCCGAGAGACUCACAUGAAGCUCAGGUUCAGUUUGCCCUUGAAAGGGGUGUCCCUGCUGUUAUUGGUGUCCUCGGGACCAUCAAGAUGCCAUAUCCUGCCCGAGCAUUUGAUAUGGCUCAUUGUUCUCGUUGUCUAAUCCCCUGGGGAGCUGCUGAUGGAAUCCUCAUGAUGGAAGUUGAUCGAGUUCUUAGACCUGGUGGUUACUGGGUUCUUUCUGGUCCUCCUAUCAAUUGGAAAAAUAACUACAAAGCUUGGGAACGUCCUGAAGAGGAACUUCGCGAAGAACAAAGGAAAAUUGAAGAGGUUGCUAAACUUCUCUGCUGGGAGAAGAAGUCUGAGAACGGUGAAAUUGCAAUUUGGCAGAAGAGGAUGGAUGCUGACUCAUGCCGUGCGGCACAAGAGAAUUCUAGAGCUAAAUUCUGUGAAUCUGCAGACCCUGAUGAUGUUUGGUAUAAGAAGAUGGAGACAUGCAUAACUCAAUCACCCAAACCACCUAACGUUGAUGAGACUCUCAAGCCAUUCCCAGAGAGACUGAAUAGUGUUCCCCCGAGAAUUGCCAGUGGGUUAGUCUCAGGAAUCUCGGCUGAGCAAUAUCAAGAAGACAACAGAAAGUGGAAGAAACAUGUCAGUGCUUACAAAAAAAUCAAUAAACUCCUUGACUCGGGAAGGUAUCGUAACAUACUGGAUAUGAAUGCCGGAUUGGGAGGUUUCGCUGCAGAGCUUACAUCUCCCAAGACAUGGGUUAUGAAUGUCAUGCCCACAAUCGCCAAGAAAAAUACUUUGGGUGUUAUAUAUGAACGAGGAAUGAUCGGUAUCUACCACGAUUGGUGUGAAGGCUUCUCCACGUACCCGAGGACUUAUGAUCUCAUUCAUGCUAGCGGUGUCUUCAGUUUAUACAAGGAUAAGUGUGAUUUUGAAGACAUUCUUUUAGAGAUGGACCGAAUUCUACGCCCAGAAGGCGCGGUUAUUUUCAGGGACGAAGUGGACGUGCUGAUAAAGGUGAGGAAGAUAAUCGGAGGCAUGCGAUGGGACUUCAAACUGAUGGACCACGAAGACGGGCCCCUCAUUCCCGAGAAAAUCCUGGUUGCAGUGAAGCAGUACUGGACUGUGGGCGAUAACAACUCCACUUCCACGCGAUGAUGAUCUGAGAAUGCUGGCAUGGAAGACGAGGAACGGCUCGCUCAAUGGUAUGGAUUAUACAAUUAAGCACUUUGAUUACCUGUGCACCAUUCAUUUUACCACAGGAAAUUUUGGUCCUCAACAGGUUCACAUAUUGAGUAGUAGGUUGUAUGGUGUAAUUUAUUUCCUUAUUGCAGAGGGAUAAAUUUAGUAGUGUAACAUUAUGUUCUUUUUGUGGUUUUACCCUUUCUGGGAAACCAGCUUUUGCUUUCAUGUCAAAAGACACAACCUCAUGAUAAAAUUAGUGUACUGUUCAUUUUUCUCAAAAUUUUUGUGGGUCAUAUAUUCAUACUUCUUAACA
Molecule: messenger RNA, 2523 nt
Organism: Ipomoea nil (Japanese morning glory)
Lineage: Eukaryota; Viridiplantae; Streptophyta; Magnoliopsida; Solanales; Convolvulaceae
Product: probable methyltransferase PMT2
Exons: 7
Coding region: 339-2183 (614 amino acids)
Cellular component (GO): cytoplasm; trans-Golgi network; endosome
Molecular function (GO): methyltransferase activity
Source: RefSeq, a predicted model, not a curated record